GGAGGCACCAAGACCAACAUCGCCAGCAAUUCAGCUUUUUGGAUUUCUCAUUCAACUAGUUAUCAUGAAAGAGCAGCAGAGAACACUGUACUUCUACAAAUCGCACCGGCACAUCAUGUCCCCAUUACUACCAACCUACAGACGGAACCGCGUGCCUAUACUUAGUCUCAGUUCAUUUCUGAUCUCUCUUCUAGUCGCUUCAUCUUGUAUUCCACGAGCCGAGGGCUAUAGUUUGUUGGGUAGAAUUACACCAGAUGCAGUUGCAUUUGGCUUUGAUCUAGGCCAAUCAUAUGGCACCUCCGUCGCCCGCUUCGAGAAUGGCACAACCAUUCCUUUAGCCAAGAUCCGUGGGAGUGCCGCUUACACAGCCCUCAUGGAAAACCUAAUCUCUAAACCAACAACACCACACUGGCUCUCCUACCGGGGUACAGUGGGCCGCUGGCUGUCAUUGUUUCGGAGCCUUAUGAAAAUCCUUGGACUUGCCCCUAGCUACAAGUGCGCCGUUCUGUCCGAGAUGGUUGCUGCGCUUAAGACGGCUUCCGAGGCGGCGUUGCAGAUCCAGAUCCAGGUCGAAGCAGUGGCAGUAACUGCCCCGUGGAUGGCAGCCUUAGAUAACCAGUUACCAACCGAUAGUGUUAUUAAUGAUGCGCUUUUGCUUGCCGACCUCGAGCCAUGGACUUUGUGGGCUGACGGGGAGAUCUACCUUGGUGAAGUCAAUACUAUAUUAGUGAGUGAAGAUCGGUCGGUAUGUAAGAACGUCUGGUGUACAGGUCACUGGAUGGAGGUAGAAGGAGAUAUCGCGGUAGUUGGUCUUGUGUUUUUCAUUAGCUUCACCAACCAUUCGUUAUAUACAUCUUUCCAACGCACCGGGUGCUAUUUCAACAACCCAUUAGACCACAGCCUCACCUCGAUAGACCCUCGCUAUGGCCUCGACAAGGUGAGCCAAGCAACAUCCCCUAAGCAAUACUGGAGUGAAUUGAAAACGCAUCUCCUCUCUCUUGUUAAGCAACACAAAACGCGAGGUCGGACAUAUGAUUGUCAAUCACUGUUUACAGUGUUAGUGGCAGGAGAGGCAGCUAAUACCCCCGAGUUUCUGGAUGUCGUGCAUGAUGUCGUCCAGGCCAUACUACGAGAGUCAUGGACUGCGGAAAGGGAAGAAAACGGCAAAACGGGUCACGUCGAGCUUAUCAUACCAGAUGACUUGACGUACGGGGCCGCUAGAGGAGCUGCGUUCUGGUUGCAGACAAGAAUGAAUAGGACGUAUUGUGCUGUAGAAGGUAUCUUAGAUCAGUAUGAUAUAAUAGGAGACACUCAUGUGGAGUUAUAGUUUUUGUAGAUGCCUGAGAU
Molecule: messenger RNA, 1347 nt
Organism: Pseudogymnoascus verrucosus
Lineage: Eukaryota; Fungi; Ascomycota; Leotiomycetes; Thelebolales; Thelebolaceae
Exons: 3
Coding region: 65-1327 (420 amino acids)
Source: RefSeq, a predicted model, not a curated record